Molecule: messenger RNA, 1565 nt
Organism: Blepharisma stoltei
Lineage: Eukaryota; Ciliophora; Heterotrichea; Heterotrichida; Blepharismidae
Source: the annotation of a GenBank genome assembly
AUGUCUUAUGGCUGGGUAACUGAGAGUGCUUUGCUUCCUAAAAAGUCUAAAGAAAUUCCGGUUGACUCAAAAUCCUUUAUUGGUCUUCAAACACAGAUUUUUGAACUUUCACAAGAAAAAGCAAGUAAUUCAAAAAUUCCAACUGGGAGAUCAUUAAAGGAAAUAUUAAUAACUCCCCCCCCCAUCCUUGAUCGAACGACUCGCCAUCGUUCGAUCAAGGAUGGGGGUUAAAAAAAAAAUUUUUUGGGGUAAAAAAAUUUAUAUAUAUAUAUAAAAUAAAAAAAAUAUGUUUUUUUUUUAUACUUUUAAUUAAGAGGGUUAAGAGUAUUUAAUAAUUAUUUUUACAGCAAAAAAUUGAAUUAAUUUCAUAAGAAUACCAAUUUUAAUAUUUUGAUUUUUUGGUUACCCCUUUAAACUUUAUAAAUUUUGAUUUGUUCUUUAUUGAAUUUUUGAUUUUUUUUUUUCAAAUUUUAAAGAAUCUCUAUUUUAUUAGAUUAUUGAGUUUUUAAGCCUAGGUUGAUGACUAAAUCACUUCGAAUGGUUGAUUUCGUAGCUUUCUGUCGUCUCAAGGCCUCUGAAAACAACUUCAUUAGGCACAUUUCCCAAGCUUUUGAUAACUAAUAUGUUUUUUAUAUAUAUAAAAAUUUGCAUGAUAUGAAAAUCGUUCGAUCAAGGGGUUAAUUUUCCCCAAUUUUUAGGAAUUUUUACAGUCAAUCGUUCGAUCAAGGAUGGGGGGGGGGGGAGUAAGGAAAAAAGUCCAACCACCACCACCAGCAGAAGAAUCCAAAGAAGUUGAUAAUAGAGUAAACCAAAAUUUAAUAAGCAGAUGUGAUAUUUAUCAAGAAAUGAAAACCAAAGGAUGUGAAGAAAACGAAAAAUUUUUGGUCAAUUUUAAUAAAGAUUCUGAUUCUUCAGAUGAAGAUAAGAACACAAAUAGCGAAUCAAAAAAGGAAAAUCCUUUAAACUACGAAAGAGAAACAGCAUAUAAAUCUCAAAAAAUUGUAAAGCAAAGCUAUGAUCACACGCUAACACAGUUAGAAAAAGACUCACUUCCAGAAGUUCUCAAUGAAAAAGAAUUGCUAAAGCAGCAGCAAAUUUUAAUAAAGAAAAAGAGACAAGAAAGGCUAGAAGCAAGAAAAGAAAAAGUCAGGAAAAUGAAAUCUUUUGAAAAUGUAUAACUCCCCCCCCCCCUCCGUGAGCGAACAAAAAAAUUUGUUCGCUCACGGAGGGGGGGUUAAUUUUUUUUUUUAAAAAAAAUUUAUAUAUAAAUUUUAUAAAAAAUAUUUUUUUCGAAAUUUAAAAAAAUCCUAAUUUGCAAAAAUUGGGAAGCAAAUAUUAAUUUAAUUUGCAAAAUUUAUGUUUUAAAACGCAAUUUGUUUAAAAUUAAACAGAAUUAGCUCUAGAUUUCAUUAUACUAAUUAUCACUUAUAUAUCAAAAUUUUUUUCCAUUAAAUUUUUUUCUAUUAAAAAAAUUUUUGUUCACUCACGGAGGGUGGGUUUUUGGUCAAAAAAUGGCGAUUUUUCUAAUGGUUUUGUUCGCUCACGGGGGGGGGGGGGGGGAGUAA